This is a messenger RNA of Etheostoma cragini (Arkansas darter), 3809 nucleotides long. It is a transcript of the gene ap2a1, whose product is annotated as adaptor related protein complex 2 subunit alpha 1. Lineage: Eukaryota; Metazoa; Chordata; Actinopteri; Perciformes; Percidae. Gene Ontology annotation, molecular function: clathrin-cargo adaptor activity. The coding region runs from base 750 to 3701 and encodes 983 amino acids. The transcript has 22 exons. The record is from RefSeq and is a predicted model, not a curated record. Gene Ontology annotation, biological process: intracellular protein transport; clathrin-dependent endocytosis. Gene Ontology annotation, cellular component: AP-2 adaptor complex; membrane coat.
GUACGCGUGCACGGGUGCGUCGCGCGCUCACGCAGUUGUCACGAGCCUUAGCCAAGCCGUGGAGUGAAGGCUGGAUAAUUAAAACGGACAUCAAUUAUACGGCACAUUUUAUUUACCAAAUUUAGUGCGUGAUAAAGAGAGCCGGGCUACAAUUUCAUAUCGCUGGUUGGCUAUUAAGACCGCCUGAGUUAUUCCGGGAUGUUUUCCAGUGUUUGAAUGAUAAUGCUAGCCUGCUAGCUAGCUGUUAAGUUAGCUUUACGGUGCUUGACUCGAAGUAACGUUAUAUUCUCGGUCUGUAUUUUCAUUAAGACAUUUGACUGCAUUAAUCUGAGAGACAAGCGAGUGGUUGUCGGAUUUAACUCUAGCUGGUGAAUUGUUACAGUCACGUCAGGUGUUAUGCGAGUCGGUUGUAAUCCUAGCUGGAUAAGGAUUGAAUGAAAUAACGUUAGCUUCCCAGAGCCUGCGGAAACGAACCAGUUAACAGGGAUAAGGUUAAGUUCUCCUGCUGCUGCUGCUUGAUCCACCGCCAUCCAGCUAAUCUAGCUAGCAAAUGCUAUCUGACCUAGCCUCCCACAAGCACACAGUGAGCUUGCUCGGUCAGUCAUAAAGGUGUAGCCAACGACUGAAUCUGCGAAGAAGCUAGCUAACGUUACUCCUAAACGUCAAGUUGGCCAUCUUCCACUCCAGCCCAGCGUUAAGCGGACCGACGGAUAACGUUAAGGCCGUAGUGAGGACGGAAACCUGCAAAAAUGCCGGCUGUGUCGAAAGGAGAUGGAAUGCGCGGAUUAGCCGUUUUCAUUUCGGACAUAAGAAAUUGUAAGAGCAAGGAAGCCGAGAUAAAACGGAUCAAUAAGGAGCUGGCCAACAUUCGCUCCAAGUUUAAAGGGGACAAGGCUCUCGAUGGCUACAGCAAGAAGAAAUAUGUCUGCAAGCUUCUCUUCAUCUUCCUGCUCGGCCACGACAUUGACUUUGGACACAUGGAGGCAGUCAACCUUCUGAGCUCCAACAAGUACACUGAGAAACAGAUUGGUUACCUGUUCAUCUCAGUGCUUGUGAACAGCAACAGUGAGCUGAUACGGCUGAUCAACAACGCCAUCAAGAAUGACCUGUCCAGCCGCAACCCCACCUUCAUGUGCCUGGCGCUGCACUGCAUCGCCAACGUGGGAAGCCGCGAGAUGGCUGAGGCCUUUGCCAGUGAGAUCCCUCGGAUCCUGGUCGCUGGUGAUACCAUGGACAGUGUGAAGCAGUCGGCUGCACUGUGUCUGCUGCGCCUCUAUAAGACCUCUCCUGACUUGGUGCUGAUGGGUGAGUGGACGUCACGCGUGGUGCACCUGCUCAAUGACCAACACAUGGGUGUGGUGACAGCAGCCAUCUCUCUCAUUACCUGUCUGAGCCAGAAGAAUCCAGAUGAGUUCAAGACCUGUGUUUCCCUGGCAGUGUCCCGACUCAGCAGGAUCGUGUCGUCAGCCUCCACUGACUUGCAGGAUUACACCUACUACUUUGUCCCGGCACCGUGGCUCUCUUGCAAGUUGCUGCGCCUGCUGCAGUGCUACCCACCACCGGAAGAUGGCGCUGUCAAGGGCCGUCUGGUGGAGUGCCUGGAGACAAUCCUCAAUAAGGCCCAGGAGCCACCCAAGUCCAAGAAGGUGCAGCACUCCAAUGCCAAGAAUGCUAUCUUGUUUGAGGCUAUCUCACUGAUAAUCCACUAUGAUAGCGAGCCCAACCUGCUGGUGCGAGCCUGUAACCAGCUGGGCCAGUUCCUGCAGCACCGAGAGACCAACCUGCGCUACCUGGCUCUGGAGAGCAUGUGCACUCUGGCCAGCUCGGAGUUUUCCCAUGAAGCCGUCAAGACGCACAUCGAGACGGUCAUCAAUGCCCUCAAGACCGAGAGGGAUGUGAGUGUUCGACAGAGGGCGGCUGACCUGCUCUAUGCCAUGUGUGAUCGCAGCAACGCCAAGCAGAUCGUCGCCGAGAUGCUCAGCUACCUGGAGACAGCAGACUACUCCAUCAGAGAAGAGAUGGUUCUGAAAGUGGCCAUUCUGGCAGAGAAGUACGCCGUGGAUUACUCCUGGUACGUGGACACCAUUCUCAACCUCAUCCGCAUUGCUGGCGACUACGUCAGCGAAGAGGUGUGGUAUCGCGUCAUACAGAUCGUCAUCAACAGAGACGAUGUGCAGGGCUACGCCGCCAAGACUGUCUUUGAGGCUUUGCAGGCACCUGCUUGCCAUGAGAACAUGGUGAAGGUCGGAGGCUACAUUCUGGGAGAGUUUGGUAACCUUAUUGCCGGUGACCCGCGCUCCAGCCCCCUGGUCCAGUUCAACCUUCUCCACUCCAAGUUCCAUCUGUGCUCGGUGCCGACUCGCGCCCUGCUGCUGUCUGCUUACAUCAAGUUCAUCAACCUGUUCCCAGAGACCAAGGCCACCAUCCAGGAGGUGUUGCGCUGCGACAGCCAGAUCCGUAAUUCGGACGUGGAGCUGCAGCAGCGUGCUGUCGAGUAUCUGAAGCUUUCCUCCAUCGCUAGCACCGAUGUCCUGGCCACUGUCCUGGAGGAGAUGCCUCCCUUCCCAGAGAGGGAGUCGUCCAUCCUGGCUAAGCUGAAGAAGAAAAAGGGGCCCGGUGCAGUGUCUGUGACAGAGCUGGAAGACAGCAAAAGGGAGGGUGGGGAGUUGAAUGGAGGGAGUGACCGGGGGCCAGACACAGCAGCCAUGGCUGCGUCCAACGCUUCCACCCCGUCACCGUCAGCAGACCUCCUUGGGAUUCGUUCUGCUGCUCCGGUUGGUGCUGCCCCAACCAGCGCUGGCAGCCUAUUGGUGGAUGUGUUCUCUGAGGCGGGCCCUACCGCUCCCUCUGCUGCUGUGAACGAUGACGGCUUCCUAAGAGAUCUGGAACAGCCCACCGAGACCUCUGAUUCCCUAUUGGUGGAGGGUUCUGGUGACUCGGACUCUGCUCCUCCCUCUGAGGAUCCCGCUCCUCCUCUGUCUGAGGCAGACGAACUUCUUAACAAGUUUGUGUGCAAGAACAACGGGGUUCUGUUUGAGAAUCAGCUGCUACAGAUUGGCAUCAAGUCAGAGUAUCGUCAGAAUCUGGGGAGAAUGUACCUAUUCUACGGCAACAAGACGUCGGUGCAGUUUGCCAGCUUCACCACCACAGUCAACUGUCCUGGGGAGCUGCAGUCUCAGCUCAACGUCCAGACCAAAGCAGUGGAGCCCCUGGUGGAGGGGGGGGCCCAGAUCCAGCAGGUCCUCAACAUCGAGUGUCUGACUGACUUCUCUGAAGCCCCGUUGCUCAACAUCAAAUUCAGAUACGGUGGAGCUCUGCAGAACCUGACUCUCAAGCUGCCUGUCACCAUCAACAAGUUCUUCCAGCCAACUGAGAUGGCAUCACAUGAUUUCUUCCAGCGCUGGAAACAACUAAGCCAGCCUGCACAAGAAGCACAGAAGAUAUUCAAGGCUAACCACAGCAUGGACACUGAAGUACUUAAGGCUAAGCUACUGGGACUAGGAACGGCCCUGCUGGACGACGUGGACCCCAACCCAGAGAACUACGUGUGUGCUGGAGUGAUCCAGACCAAGGGCCAGCAGGUUGGCUGUCUGCUGAGACUGGAGCCCAACGCCCAGGCACAGAUGUACCGACUGACUCUGCGCUGCAGCAAGGACUCUGUGUCCAGGCGUCUCUGUGAGCUGCUGGCUGAACAGUUCUAGAGUCCAGACCUCUACCGGGACCAGUACUCCCAGCAUCCCUAGUGGCGGCCUCUCCCUCCAGCCCUCCUGCCUCCUCCCUCCAACAAAGAGUCUUUGGUUAAAAAAAAA